CUCCUCCUCUCCAUCUCUCUGUGACUCCCUCUCUCUUGCAUAUGAUCUGUACUUCACUUCCUUCCAGCUGAAGCAGGAGAUAACAGCACGCUACAUACAGUUAGCACAAAAGAAGAAUCGGAGAAGAAAAGGAAGAGACGGCUGUGGUUUCUGUAGAUUAGAAGAACGCUGGUCCCUGUGACUUCAGUAAGAGAGAGAGUCUGAGGCCAGCUUCAGCAGCAAGCUACCUUGAGUUAAAGCUUCUGCCUGGCUGCCACAUCCUGCGAUGAGUCGAAGGGAGGCUCUGGUGGGAAACCCUGCGCCUAGUGCGGUGCCUGAGGUAUCGGGCAACAGCACAGAGGCAGCAGGACCCGGUCCCCACGAGACCAAAGAUGAGAUGUUCUCCAAAGUCAAAGACAAGUUCAUGAAUGAACUGCACAAAAUCCCACUGCCAUCAUGGGCCAUCGUCGCCAUUGCGUUUGUUGCUGUUGUACUAGUUGUUUCCUGUUGCUUCUGCAUCUGCAAAAAGUUGAUAUUCAAGAAGAAGAACAAGAAAAAGGGCAAAGACAAGGGCAAGAAUGCCAUCAACAUGAAGGACGUCAAGGAUGGUAUCAAAACCGAGGCCUUGAAGGAUGAGGAUGAUGCGGAAACAGGGCUGACGGAUACAGAGAAAGAGGUGGAGCCUAAGGAAGAAGAGAAACUUGGCAAAUUACAGUACUCCUUGGAUUACAAUUUCACAGAGAAUACGUUCAUAGUGGGGAUCAUCCAAGCAGCAGAGCUGCCUGCCAUGGAUAUGGGUGGCACUUCUGACCCCUAUGUAAAGGUCUACCUUCUUCCAGACAAGAAGAAGAAAUUUGAGACCAAGGUCCACCGGAAGACAUUGAAUCCUGUUUUCAAUGAGCAAUUCACCUUUAAGGUUCCCUACACUGAGCUUGGAGGGAAAACUCUGGUGAUGACGGUAUAUGACUUUGACCGCUUCUCCAAACAUGACGCCAUUGGAGACGUGAAGGUGCCUAUGAAUAAGGUCGACUUUAGUCAUGUGACUGAAGAGUGGAGGGACCUCCAGAGUGCUGAGAAAGAAGAGCAAGAGAAGCUGGGUGACAUCUGUUUGUCUCUGCGGUAUGUGCCCACUGCUGGCAAACUGACCGUGGUCAUUCUGGAGGCCAAGAACCUGAAGAAGAUGGAUGUUGGUGGCCUGUCAGAUCCUUACGUCAAGAUUCACCUGAUGCAGAACGGCAAGCGGCUGAAGAAGAAGAAGACGACAAUCAAAAAGAACACCCUUAACCCUUACUACAAUGAAUCUUUCAGUUUCGAAGUGCCAUUCGAACAAAUCCAGAAAGUUCAAGUUGUUAUAACUGUUCUGGACUAUGACAAGAUUGGCAAGAACGAUGCCAUCGGCAAAGUGUUUGUGGGUUUGAACAGCACAGGCACCGAGAUCCGUCAUUGGUCAGAUAUGCUGGCCAACCCGAGGAGACCCAUCGCUCAGUGGCACGUGCUCAAGCCGGAGGAGGAAAUAGAUGCCCUGCUGGCAGCUCAGAAAAAAUAGAGCAGCCCCGAGACCAACCCCCCGCCCCCUUUCCCAAAAACCUGCCCGUGUAGUGCUCUUUACCCAGUGCGUGUAAAUACCUCAGUGAUAUAAGGAUUCAUGCACCCUCACUCCUAAUUUUGUGUCUCGGACCACCCCAUUGAGAUGUUGUGUUGUUACGUCAGUUUCGACCCCUCGCCCCCUUCCUUCCUUCCUUCCUUCCGUCGAUAAACUCUCUCUGUCCUUUGUUGUUUCAUCUCCAUCCACGACCUUAAAAGUCCCCGACCAAAUGCCCCCUUCUUUUAAGCAAUAUGAUCUGUAUAGAUAGAGCAUGACUGGAGGAAUUUAUUGUACUGUACCACAGGUGUAUAUAUCAGUAUGCAGACGAAAAUGAUUUCUAGUUUAUGUGUUUGUAUGUUGUUACCCGUUUCCUAAACUGUGUAUAUCUUGAUGUUUUUAAUAAGAUGUUCUAUUUUAAAUUAUGUAAAUGCAUAGAAGAGCCAAUAUUAUAUAUAACGGGAUUUAAGAGUUUUACCUUAUUGCAUUCCACUAAAUUAUACGAUAUAUCUCUAUAUAAAUAUUUACGAGUUAAAGAAUUCCAACCUGCAAAACGCUAGUGGAGGUACACUCACACUCACGUAAAGGACAGUUUGCGCUUCAUGUUUACGUAAAAAAAAAAGCUUACAGAUGUACCGUACACGAUAAACACACACACACUGAACACGAAGGCCAUUAACUAAUAUGGUUUCAUGGUAUAAAUAUAAUAUGCUGCUGACAAUUAUACAAGCACAUGAUUUCGUAAGAACUUUUUGUACUAAUUUAUCAAACUGAGGACCUGUAUGCUUCGCUUAAACCACUUUAAUCGAAGGAAUUCUUCUUACUUGAUGAAGACCAAUCAGCCUUUUCUUUUGAUUUCUCUUUCAGCCUUUUCCGGUUUGCUUCAUUCUUGUUUUCUAUCCUUCAAUUCCCGAAUCUUAUCGAAUCUAAUUUGGCGUCUUCGCGAAACCGUAAAUUGACCAUUUAUGGCACAGUCUCAAGCUGUAGCCACCUUGAAUUUGUGAAUCGCUUCCUUUUCUCGUCGUCGGACUCAUUUCGUUGAGGAAUUUACUGUUCAGCCUCCAAAAAAAGGAAACCAGGAGUUUUGACUCUAGCUUUAAGACAACUAUUUUUUAGAUUAAGCCAACGUCUGAAUAUUUUUGGUAACUGCAUGAUUUUUUUUUACGAUCUUUGCUAAAGGCCGGGUAACGGGGGGAUUUAUUUACACCGGGGCGUCUUUCAAGAGACUCCCUUGCCU
Messenger RNA from Sinocyclocheilus grahami, 2798 nucleotides. Its product is annotated as synaptotagmin-1-like. Gene Ontology annotation, molecular function: clathrin binding; calcium-dependent phospholipid binding; phosphatidylserine binding. The record is from RefSeq and is a predicted model, not a curated record. The coding region runs from base 266 to 1525 and encodes 419 amino acids. The transcript has 11 exons. Gene Ontology annotation, biological process: synaptic vesicle endocytosis; calcium ion-regulated exocytosis of neurotransmitter. Gene Ontology annotation, cellular component: plasma membrane; axon; exocytic vesicle. Lineage: Eukaryota; Metazoa; Chordata; Actinopteri; Cypriniformes; Cyprinidae.